Phacochoerus africanus (Common warthog) is the source of this 2937-nucleotide messenger RNA. It is a transcript of the gene LRAT, whose product is annotated as lecithin retinol acyltransferase. Gene Ontology annotation, biological process: retinol metabolic process. The transcript has 3 exons. Gene Ontology annotation, molecular function: phosphatidylcholine-retinol O-acyltransferase activity. The record is from RefSeq and is a predicted model, not a curated record. NCBI's taxonomy places the organism in Eukaryota, Metazoa, Chordata, Mammalia, Artiodactyla, Suidae. Bases 229 to 921 code for a protein of 230 amino acids.
GCGCCCCGGCACGGCCUCCAGGUGCACGUCCCCGCCUGCUGCUGGGAGUGUGGGCCCUGCUGUCCCCUUGGUCGUCAGCUGCCAGGCCCUCUUCCUCCUCAGUCCCCAGUUCACAGUGCGGUUCGGCUGAGCAGAUCUCCAGGCUUCUCCCGCAACCAUUCUCCCGCCCGCUCGCUCCCCUCCUCCGCAGCCGCCUUGCCCCGUGGCACCCGGCGGCCGGCCGGCAGGAUGAAGAAUCCAAUGCUGGAGGCGGUGUCCCUAGUGCUGGAGAAGCUGCUCCUCAUCUCCAACUUCAGGCUCUUCAGUUCGGGCGCCCCGGGCGAAGACAAGACGAGGAACACUUUCUACGAGAUCAGCUCUUACCUCCGCGGCGACGUGCUGGAGGUACCUCGGACCCACCUGACGCACUAUGGCAUCUAUCUGGGCGACAACCGCGUCGCCCACAUGAUGCCCGACAUCCUAUUGGCCCUGACCAACGACAAGGAGCUCACGCAGAAGGUGGUCUCCAACAAGCGGCUCAUCCUGGGCGUCAUUUGUAGGGUGGCCAGCAUCCGCGUGGACACGGUGGAGGACUUCGCCUACGGAGCCGACAUCCUGGUCAAUCACCUGGACCGGUCCCUUAAGAAGAAGGCGCUGCUCAACGAAGAGGUGGCUCGGAGGGCGGAGAAGCAGCUGGGCUUGUCUUCCUACAGCCUGCUCUGGAACAACUGUGAGCACUUCGUGACCUACUGCCGGUUCGGCACCGCCGUCAGUCCCCAGGCAGACAAGUUUUGUGAGAAUGUGAAGAUAAUUAUUCGCGAUCAGAGAAGUGUUCUUGCUUCGGCAGUCUUGGGAUUGGCGUCCAUAGUCUGUCUGGGCUUGGCCCCCUAUACUACUCUUCCUGCAAUUUUUAUUCCAUUCUGCUUAUGGAUGGCUGGCUAACUUUCUACCCCCGUGUCAGUGUGUGUGUUCUGUGUGUAGAUAGGUUCGUAUUUAUAGAGCACAAAUCAGUAUAAGCAUUGUCAGAAAAUAAUCUGACCUGUAACACUGUGUUCUGGAUAAAAAUGUGAUUAAGAAUCACGCCAAGUGCUUACCGUGUAAGCCCAAGAACAAGAGUUUUCUGAAGGUUCUCAGGCAGUUGCAUGUCACAGCCCUGGGUCCUCCUUGGAAAUAGGACAACCUGUGGUAGAAUUCAUCCUUGCAAGGAAACCAGCCCCUGAGAUGGUGGCCACAGGAGAUUGUGGGGUUUUUUUUUCGUUUUUGUUUUUUGUUUUUUUUGUUUUUUUUUUUCUCCUGUAAUCAUUGCCCUUCUCUGUCAAGCCUGAAUGUGAAGACUGGAAAAUUUAUUGGAUGGGAUCCCUAAUUUUAUUGUAUAUUUAUGCUGUUUCACUGAAAAAAAUGUAUAUUAAACUCAAAGAAUUUCCCUUAUUCAGAUGAAAACAUGUUUGAUGAUUGGCCCCCCAAAUCACAUUUUUUUUCAUGUAUCAUAUAUCAUUUCCCAUAAGUCAAGAAUAAUUUCAUUACUUCCAACAACACUGACAAAGUUCAAGGUUUAAUGAUAAAGUAAUUGAGCAGAACUAUAGAAAUCUGUGUUGCCCUGCAGAGAUAGCUACUAAUGCUAUAGUUUUAUUUGCUUUGGCGUUACUUACUAGGAAGCCUGGCGUUCUUCUUCUUCUUUUUUUUUUCUUUUUCUUUUUAUGUGUCACCGUACUUAUUUUAAACCAUUCUAAAAAGAAAAUGAAUCUAGAAUUGAAGUCAUUUGGGAACUUGGGGUAUGUAUAUGCUAAUUGAAUAUGCAGAUAUCCAUAUAUACUCAUUCAGUAUAGAGCACUGAUGGAGGUGAACGUGAAAGAAUGUUGAAUCCAUUUUCUUAUGCCUUGCAUCUGUGAUGUAGCUUGCAUGUAUGUCAUCGGAUGGUUUAUCUUUUAAAGCACUUACUCUAAUGCACACUAUGUUUUGCAAAAGCUCUGAGAUUUGGUUUCCAGUCACGUUUCUCCCAUUUCAUUGGUAAGUCAAUAUGCGUUAUAUCCUUAAAAGAAUGAUGCUUCAGCAAUAUAUAAAACCCAAACAAAUAGAAGCAAAAGAAACAACUGUUGGAAAUAAAUUUCAGGUGUCUUGGUACCACCAAGCAUGUAAGUUGAUCACACAGAGGUCAUUUUUAAUAUCAAGAUCGAGAUGUCGCAGUGUUAAAGUAAGCUUGCAAGUACUUUUGCAAAACUGCCAAGUUCUAAAAAUUAAGCCACAAGCUAGACUUGCAUUUCAAGUAUUAAAAGUGCUUUAUAAACUAUCAAGAAUCACAAAUAAUGAGUCACAUAAUGAGUGUUAUAAGGAGAACAGGGUUGGUCACUCACUGAUCCAAUCAAAACAAAUUUUUUAAAAGCAGAUUUUAGUGUAUCUGGUAUUUUAUCUCCACUAAUUAUAAGAAAUCCAGUUAGAGUUUAAUAAUAAUUAAACUUUAUGUUUAAUCAUUUCAAUGGUUGAAAUAAUUAAAACAUGAAAUGGCAACACCACAGAAUAAAGCGUUCUUUGGGCCUGUUCCAACCACUUCAGUUUAUUCUAAGUGUGGGAGUUUCCCUGCUGGCUCAGUGGGUUAAGGAGCUGGCAUUGUCCCUGCUGUGGCUCAGGUUGUUGCUAUGGCACUGGUUCAGUCCUUGGCCCAGGAAUUUCCACUGCCAUGGGCUCAGCCAAAAAAAAAAAAAGUGUAUAUCCAUAAAAACAACCACUAUGAGAACUCCACUGUAUUAGUGGUUUUUCACUUAUGUAUAUUGCCCAUGUAGUAACUGUUUAAAUAAAUGUAUUUUAAAAUACUGUGUCCUCAUAAGUAAUUAAUGCCUUCUUCUGCAGACCGUAAUAUUGCAGGUGGCCAAAACUACUGUCUGAUAUUAAAUUUGUGUUCAAAAAUCAUGAUCCCUCAUUAAAGGCCAGGGGAAGUAGGGAGUUCCCAUCGUGGCUCAGCGG